GCUAUUCCUCCUGAAGUGCCUGCUGAGGCUGAGGUUCAAGAGCCUCAAACCAGUAAAAUUGAAGAACCUCCGAAAGUUGUCAGUAGCUUACCUCCAGAAGAAAAGAAAGAGGAGCCAGAAAUUCCUAAAGCCUCAAGUCCAGUUAGGACAUACAGCAGGCAAACAAGACAAGCUUCCAUUGGAGUUAAACGAACCAUUGCUGCAGUAAUGAGUGGCAGCAGGUCAUUACAGAAGAAAAGGGAAUUGGAAGCAUCAGAAGAAAGUGCAUCUUCUUCAACAAAUCGAAUGGCUACUCGACACUCCCCCAGAAAAGCUCCUCCACAGCCUUUAACAAACAUUUCAGCUCCUGUGACGAGGAGGCAGAAAAGUGUGUCUAAACCAGAUCCUAUUGAUACACCUCAGCAAGGUAAUAUACCUACCAUUUCAAACAGUGAAGCCAGUUGUGACACAGCUGAUAAUCUUCUUGAUAUUUCAAAAGACUUACUAUUUGAUCCUAUCGCUGAUGAUAAAUUACAAGAGCAAAUUUUAGAUGAAUUAAUAUCUACAGAAACUCUUUCUCCUUUCCUAAGACUGAGUCCUCCACCUGGAGCCAGGGAUUAUUUCUUCAAUUUAGAUGAAACUGAAGGAAUGUGUGAUCUGUUUGACUUAUCUCCCUUAUUUUGAUACUACUUUUUUGUAUAUUAUUGUGUGUACAUAUUACAAAGAAAAUAAUGUAAAUAAUUGUUAUUUUAUGAAGCUUUUAGUUUUGCAAUAUGUUUUUAACAAAGAUUAUUUUUGAUUAUUUAUUUUAAAUAUACCAUUAUGCAUUUUUGAUUUGGUUAUUACAAAGGUCAGUCUAUGUAUAUUUUUAUUUUUAAUUUUUUAAUUAUAAUUUAUGUCUCAGUUUUACCACCCUUGAAUCAAUUGAAAAAUUUUUUAUGUAUAAUGUCUUUAAAUACAUAUUUUUAUGAAUUGUUCCUUUUUUCACUACAUAAGUUAAAUUUUUUAAAUGAUUGUAUUCAGAUAAUAGGUACAAUCAAAAAUGUAAUGCAUAAUGGUUUAUUUGCUGUCAUGUUCAUUUUCUUCCAUCUCUUAUAACUAAACUUAGAAACAAAAAAGUGCAUUUUAGUAAAGCGAUGUGUAUAUUUUGUAUGUAAGAUUUUUAUUAAAAAGCUCUAAUAUGUUACUAAGAUAGGAGUAUUUGUGUAAAAACUAAUUUGCUGUGUUGUAAUUUACUGUGAUAUAUAUAUAUAUAUUGCAUUAUUUGUAUAUGAUUUCAAAUAAAACUGAAUGCAAACAUUAUAUUUGUUUAUUAAUAACUUUUCCGUGAAGUGAUUUUGUAUUAUCAUAUGAUUAUUGAAACUUUUAAAGGUUUUUUGUGUUCUUGAAAAUGCAGGUAGCUGACGUGUAAUUGUAAAGUGUAAAAAAGAAAAGACUUAAUUUUCUUUCUUGUUGUUGAAGAUAUAUAACUGAGUUACAUUUUUAAUAUAGAAAAUGGAGCUUAUGUUUUGGUUUAUGUAAUUAAUUGUAUCUUUAAGGUCAGAGUUGAUAGAAGUGGAAGCUUCAAAUAAGCUAUUUUUUUAUGAAUUUUAAAUCUUUUUUGGAAAAUUAAUGUUUACUUUAUUAAUGUAGAAAGGAAUUUAAUUCAUUUAAAAGCUUUUUUAAAAAAAUACUAUAAAUAACAGUAUUUAAAAAGCAAAUUCUUAUUUACUUUCAGUUUGUUUCAUUUAUGCUUUACUUCUGACAAAAGUGCUUCUAUAUGAAGCUAUUGAAUUUUCAAAAAACAUGUUUAGCAGGAUGUCAAAUUAUGAAACUCUUGUAACAAAUGAUUGAAAUUUGUGAAAAAUGGGUUAGUUUGCCAGAUUUGUUUUUUAAGUCAUAAAUGGCAUGCAACAAAGAAUAAUUUAAAUUUUACACUGAAAAUGUUAGGUUUUUAACCGUCACUGAAAUUUGUGUUGAAAAGAUAGGGCUAUGUUUAGAGAUGCCUGAUCAUUUAGAGACACUCGGUUGGUAUACAAUGCACAGAAUUCAUUUUAUUAAGAGUGCCAGUAUGUGUUUUAUGAGUUAGAUAUGCUAGUUCUUUGAAAAGAAUCUUAAUUUUAAUAUGAUUAAUAAUUAAAUAUUCAUUAUUUAAAUAUGAACAUUUGAAGAGUGAAAAGCUAAACUGUAUAAAAACACGAGGAAAAUUGCAUGCUAAUUAGAUACAUAAAUUUGCAUACUUUCUCUGCUUUGUGCUAAUGGUGGUUUUCUGAAAUUAAAAAAAAAAAAAAAUGUUCUUGAAAACGUAUGAUGUAAAUUUUAUUCACCAGUGGGUAUUAAAAAAAUUUACAUAAAAUGCAGUUAUUAUAAAUCAUUUUAUAAUAACUGUAUUUGGUCCAAAUGAAUAAUUUCUAUGGUAAAAAUUGAUUGUCUAGAGUGAUCCUUUUUAGUUAAACAUUGUACCUGUAUAAAAAAAAUGUCAUCUCAUCUAACAUUGUUGGUCUAGGAAUUAGUUAAUACAAAACUUUGGGAUAUUGCGCAUGAAUUGGUGAAUUUCUUGAACUUCAUUUUCUGCACAUUUUUUAUGAGGCUGAACAAAUAUUGGGGGUCCAAAAAGUUACUGUGCCCUAUCAUUAUUUAACUCAUUGCAUUCGUUCCUACAGAAGGUGUUGAAAUUGGUCUCCACUGACCUCCUAACUUGGUUGCAUCCACUUCUGUUGGUGAAGGUUUUUCUCAGGGUAUAUAGUAUUUUUUGGGGAGGGAUAUCAUUUAAGAUUGCAGAGAGUAACUCCUACAGCAUUAUAUGGAUUAUCAGCCAUAACCUUCUCCUUCAGUGUUUUUCUCAGGGAAAAGUUCGGUUUUGUUACGUCAGGUGACCAAGUUGGCCACAGUUCCAGGGAGACUUGAUUUUUGUAUAAUAUUACAAUUAUUUACAUGGUUACUAUAUUCAUUGCACAGAAGAAAAAAAAAAAAAAAGAAUGUCUCAUUUUUAAUUUUAAUGACACAGCUCGUCCAUUUGAUAUUAUUCUGUAUUUAUUUGUAUGAAUGCCAAGUCAGUUUUUAAUAAAAUUAACUUGCAGGUUUUUUUUUAAAAAUAGUAUCCUUUAUUUUAAUUAAUCCACGUAUCAGCCAUUGACAUUAAAAAGUUCCAACCUGCAAGUGAAAUUUACAGAAUCCUUUUCUUUCUUUGCCUUAAAAUGGUAUUGUCUGUUUAAAUUUUUAACUGCAAAAUUAUCUUCAUUCAUUUGUUUUACUGUUAACAUAGUAUUGCAGUAAAUGUGAUUUUUGUACAUGGCUAGAAUCACUGGACUAGUGCAUUAAGGAACUGUAUGACUUUUUUUCAAAUACUAAUUUAAAAUAUUCUAAAUAAUGUCCUUAAUCCAGAAUAAAGUGUUCAAAUUAUAUAGUUUACGUAAUUCAUCCCUAUCUCCAGGUAGUGUUAAGUAAAACUCUAUUUAAUCAAACUUGAAAAGCUUGUUAAACAGCUUCUAGAUUGUUAACAUGUUAUAGCUGCCAGUUCUCCCAAGGGUUUUUUUUUUUUUUUUUUUUUUUAAUCCUGCAUAGUUGAACAGAAAAUAUUUGACUACCCCCAAAAAGUGGUUUAAAUUUGCCUUCUUUUUUGUUAUUGUCUGAAAAACUGAUAUACUGCUUAAGUGACAGAGUAAAACGAACUGAUAUACAUCUGUUUUGACUUGACUGCUGCUAAGCUUAUGAGAAAAAAUCACAUCAUGUUAAAGAAAAAGAAUUCAUAUUUUUUUUAUUCAUCAAAAAUCGUCAUUUUAAAGAUGACGAUUUUUUAAUUGGAAGGUAAUUUUAUAUAACAAAGGUAUAUCCACAAAUAGUAUAAAUUAAGUUCUCAGAACUAUACCGAUACUAUUUCUUGCUUAUAAUGUAAUUCGGACUUCACAUUGUAUGUAUUUAUUAAAUGGGGACUAUUUUUAUUUUUAAACUAUUUAGUUUUUAAAAAAGUGGCGAAGUAAAAAGAUACACAGCACAUUUUUAGCAAACAUAGCAAAAUCAGGCUUUCGUGCAUUAUUAAACAAACUCAAUGGCAUUCUUUUUAAAGAGAAGAACAGCAGCUAGAAUUAAAGUUAUAAAUAAUUUUACUAAAAUUGUUCAAACCAAAAACUAAUUUAAAUAUAUCAUUAAUGAAAUGCAAUUGAUAGCAUUGUAUAAUGCAUCUCAUAAAUUGUUAAAGAUGUUGCUUAACAACUCAAAUUACUUUUUUGGGGGGUGUACCAGAUGCAACUUCCCAAAGAGAAACAUUUGCAGUACUCAGCUGUCCUUGAAAUGCUGGAAAAAAUGUCAAGGAAUACCAGAGAGAUAAACUUGUUUGUAGGCCAUGAAAGAGUGUCCUGAGACUAAUAACAUUCAUAUGAAGGUUUGUAAAGUUAAUUGCAUAUAGAGGUAUAGGGUUUGCCUGAAUGCAUUUUUGUCAUAAAAUAACUUACAAGUUAUCUGUUGCGAACAAAAUGCAAUUUCCAUUUAUUGUCUUUUAUUAGUGAACCAGUUUAAAACAUGCUGUAUAAACAACAUUAAUUAAUAAUCUGCUGUCUUAAGUAUAAUGUAUUGUAAACAUUUUGGAUUUUUUAUGUAUGAAUUAUUUUCAAGUAAUAUUUGCUUUUGUUAUCCAAUUAUUCUCAAUUCCUUCUUGUGUUAUCUUCCUUUGUAACAAUGUGAUGAGUUGGUAAAAUGUACCAAAAAGAAAUUCAGAAAGUAACUUAUUUAGUACUGUAAAAUACCUUAGGGGAAAAAUUACCUUGAGCGCAAAUUAAAGAGCCUCUAAUACUGCCUUUUGAAAAAAAGAUUUAUUGUAGUCCUUAAAUAGAAAUGAACGAGUUAGUGAUUAUACGAUGAGCUAAAUUUCAAUCUUAGCUAGCCUGCCCCCCCCCCAAAAAAAAAAUUAUUGAUUUGUUUCAAAAGUUAAAAAUGCUUAAGAAAUAUCCUUAUUUUUGCAGUAAAAAAAAUUAUGUAGCAGAUAAAUGUUUAAAUAUUUUUAUGUAAAUAAAAAGAAAAUGCUGCUAACUAGAAAGUUUUCGGUUAAAAAAAAUAGCUUCUAUACGACUGAUGUGAUUUAUGAAAUCAGUAUAAGAAAAAAUUGAAGGAAUGUGAACAUGGAAAAAUAAGUUAGAAAUCAUUCUUUUGGGGGGGAGGAGGAAGUUUCUUUUAUUUACGUAAGUUUUUAAGUAUACUGUUUUGUCUUUCAGAGAACGUUUGGAUAAAAUAUAUUUUAUUAAUUUUGUGAUUCUCUUUACCUCAGUAAUAAGCUUGUAAGCUUCGGCAAGUUACUUAACAUUACAUGUGUAUCACUUUUAUGUUAAGCAUUCAUUUAUCAUAAAUUUCAUGUAUAAUGAUUAUUCAUUAUUACUGUCUCUGGAUAUGCAUAUAUAAGUAUGUGAUAGAGAAGCAAAUGCAAGUGGAAAUUCCGAGCUAGUUAAUGAUACAUACUAUCAUAUAGAGCAUAGUAUAUGAUGGCAUAACAGAAAUUAUAGCAGAAAGGAGGGGGGAACAAAUUAAUAAAAUCUGGUAAAGGCUACUAGCAGUGAUUUCAGAUACUUCUGGUUUACUGUGGAAAUAGUGGUUGGUACCAUUAUUUAAUUAUGUUCUUAAAAAUACUUUUCAUUCUGUAAGAUGUGUCGUAUUUUAUGAUGUCUUUCAAUAGCAAAUUAUUCUGUCAGGCGCUCGACAUAUAUCUAAAUACACCAGAGAAUUAUUUUCUAGUCAUUAAUUAGUCUAUAUAGCAUUAAUUACAUUAAUAUAAUUACAAUAUAUGAAAGUGGAAAUUAUGUAUGUAUUUGGAAGAUAUUAAAAUUUUUGUUUUGCUGCUUUCUUUUGCUUUUAUAAUAUGAGGAUGGCAGCAAUGCAAUGUAUCUUUUGCAGUAUAAUUUACAGAGGCCUUUUGAAUUGAUCAUGAUUUGCUCUGUCCAGCUAAGAAAUGCGUUUAGAGUACCAAAGGUUAUUUUCUGAAUUCCAGAGCUGAACGUUUUUGUUUGUAAUUUUGAUCCAUAGUUUAUAGUUAAUUUGUUGCUAGAUUGUGGUUUAGAGCUACUAUAAAGUUGUUUUUGUAUUAACAUGUUUAUUCUUUAAAAGUGUUUUGUCAAUGACUUUGUUAAUAAAAAUGUUUCUGAAGUUUUGCUGUAUCUGAAAA
Molecule: messenger RNA, 6106 nt
Organism: Stegodyphus dumicola
Lineage: Eukaryota; Metazoa; Arthropoda; Arachnida; Araneae; Eresidae
Product: transcription factor E2F5-like
Biological process (GO): regulation of transcription by RNA polymerase II
Cellular component (GO): RNA polymerase II transcription regulator complex
Molecular function (GO): protein dimerization activity; DNA-binding transcription factor activity, RNA polymerase II-specific; RNA polymerase II cis-regulatory region sequence-specific DNA binding
Source: RefSeq, a predicted model, not a curated record